UCCACUAAGAAAACAUGCGAGAAUGCGCCCUGCCGGAAAGCAGCACGCCGCCACGGCAUUUCACGACGUCGGCGGCUAAACGCCCUCGGAACGCUGCGACUCCCUCCCGGUUGCCGGGCGAAAGCAGGCGCGAUGCUGGGUGCGGGGGACGAAGAGGACACCGACUUCCUUUCGCCUAGCGGCGGUGCCAGAUUGGCCUCUCUUUUUGGACUGGAUCAGACAGCUGCUGGCCAUGGAAAUGAAUUCUUCCAGUACACAGCCCCAAAACAGCCUAAGAAGGGCCAGGGAACAGCAACAACAGGAAAUCAGGCGACACCGAAAACAGCACCCACCUCAACAGGCACUUCCACAGUGUUGGUUGCAACAGCAGUCCAUGCAUAUAGAUACACAAAUGGUCAAUAUGUAAAGCAGGGCAAAUUUGGUGCUGCAGUCCUGGGAAAUCACACAGCCAGAGAGUAUAAGAUUCUUCUUUACAUCAGUCAACAGCAGCCAGUUACUGUUGCCAGGAUUCAUCUGAACUUUGAGCUAAUGGUUCGGCCCAAUAACUAUAGCACCUUUUAUGAUGACCAGAGGCAAAACUGGUCCAUCAUGUUUGAGUCAGAGAAGGCUGCUGUGGAGUUCAAUAAACAGGUGUGCAUUGCCAAGUGCAACAGCACCUCUUCCCUGGAGGCAGUGCUCUCACAGGACCUCAUUGUAACAGAGGGUCCUGCUGUGGAAGUUGGAGAUUCUUUGGAAGUGGCCUAUACCAGCUGGCUCUUUCAGAAUCAUGCCCUGGGCCAGGUUUUUGAUUCCACUGCUAACAAAGAUAAGCUGCCUCGCCUGAAAUUAGGGUCAGGAAAAGUCAUCAAGGGCUGGGAGGAUGGAAUGCUGGGCAUGAGAAAAGGAGGGAAGCGGUUGCUUAUCAUCCCUCCAGCCUGUGCUGCUGGCUCUGAAGGGGUGAUAGGAUGGACGCCAUCAACAGACUCAGUCCUGGUGUUUGAGGUGGAGAUCAGGCGGGUGAAGUUUGCCAGAGAUUCCGGCUCUGACGGGCACAGCGUGAGCUCCCGGGACUCUGCGGCCCCUUCUCCCGUACCUGGUGCUGAUGGCCCGCCUGCUGAUCCCGCCGUGUCAGUGCCCAUGUCGGUGCCUUUCAAGUCAGGGGAGCCGGCCCUUCGCGCCAAAUCCGACUCCCUCAGCGAGCAGCUCGCCGUCAACACAAAUCCCGAUAUAGUCAAGGCCAAGUUGAUCUCUCGGAUGGCUAAAAUGGGCCAGGCCAUGCUGCCCAUCCUCCCACCACAGCUGGAGUCCAGUGAUUCCGAAAUGGAGGAAGUGAACGCUCUGCGGGGAACUGGGCAGCCCGUGCCGAAUCCACCUAUCCAGCCCUCUCUUCAGCCUGCCCAGCCUCUGCUUCCACAGAUGACCACACACGCACCUCAGCCAUCUGUUACUGGGCUCCAAGCACCCUCUGCUGCCUUAAUGCAAGUUGCAUCUCUUGAUUCCCACUCAGCUGUAUCUGGAAAUUCCCACUCCUUUCAGCCCUAUGCAGGUAUGUCAGCCUAUGCUUACCCCCAGGCGCCGGGCGUCACCUCCCAGCUGCAGCCCGCGCGGCCCUUGUACCCAGCACCGCUCUCCCAGGCUCCCCAUUUUCAAGGAUCUGGUGACAUGGCUUCAUUUCUCAUGACUGAAGCCCGACAGCAUAACACUGAAAUUCGCAUGGCAGUCAGCAAAGUGGCUGAUAAAAUGGAUCAUCUCAUGACUAAGGUUGAAGAGUUACAGAAGCACAGUGCUGGCAAUUCCCUGCUCAUUCCUGGCGUCUCGGUUACAAUGGAAACGAAGAUGAUCAUGAGCAACAUCCAGCGAAUUAUUCAGGAGAAUGAAAGGUUGAAGCAAGAGCUCCUUGAGAAGAGCAGCCGGAUAGAAGAACAGAAUGACAAGAUCAGUGAACUGAUCAAAAGAAAUCAGAGGUAUGUUGAGCAGAGUAACCUGAUGAUGGAGAAGAGGAACAACUCACUUCAAACAGCCACAGAAAACACACAGGCAAGAGUAUUGCAUGCUGAGCAAGAGAAGGCCAAGGUGACAGAGGAGUUGGCAGCAGCCACCGCACAGGUCUCUCACCUGCAGCUGAAGAUGACCGCUCACCAAAAGAAAGAAACAGAGCUGCAGAUGCAGCUGACGGAGAGCGUGAAGGAGACAGACCUCCUCAGGGGCCAGCUCACCAAACUGCAGGCCGAACUCUCAGAGCUCCAAGAAACCUCUGAGCAAGCACAGUCCAAGUUCAAAAGUGAAAAGCAAAACCGGAGACAACUGGAACUCAAGGUGACAGCCCUGGAGGAAGAGCUGACUGACCUUCGGGCCGAGAAGGAGUCUCUGGAAAAGAACCUCUCAGAAAGGAAAAAGAAGUCCGCUCAAGAGCGCUGUCAGGCUGAGGAGGAGAUAGAGGAAAUUCGCAAGUCACACCAGGAGGAAUUGGACAAACUUCGGCAGCUUUUGAAAAAGGCGCGGGUGUCCACAGACCAAGCAGCCUCGGAGCAGCUGUCUCUAGUACAGGCUGAGCUGCAGACCCAGUGGGAAGCAAAAUGUGAACACCUGUUGGCCUCGGCCAAGGAUGAGCACCUGCAACAGUAUCAGGAGGUGUGUGCACAGAGAGAUGCCAGCCAGCAGAAGCUGCUCCAGCUGCAGGAGAAGUGUUCCGCCCUCCAGGCCCAGGUCACAGCCCUGACGGAGCAGAAUGAACAGCACAUCAAGGACCUGGAGAAAAACAAGUCCCAGAUGUCUGGGGUUGAAGUUGCUGCCACUGACUCAUCAGAGAAGGUCAAGAAGAUCAUGAACCAGGUGUUCCACUCCCUGCGGGGCGAGUUUGAGCUGGAGGAGUCUUACAGUGGCAGGGCCGUUCUGGGGACUGUCAUGAACACCAUCAAGUUGGUGACUCUUCAGCUGUUAAACCAACACCAGCAAGACAAGGGAGAGAGCAGCAAUGAAGAAGAGGACGAAGACGAAGAAGAACAACAAGAAGAGCAGCAACCUCGGAGACCUUCCCAGAAGCAGUCAGUCUCAGCCAGUCCUGAGCCAUCCCAAGUGCCCCUGAGCAGGGAGAGGCAGGAGUCCCCCAUGGUGCUGUUGGAGCAGGUCGUCAAGGAAGCUGAGCCAUUGCCUCCUGGGCCCCUCCACACCCCCCAGGAGGAUGCACAGGGAAGGGAAGGAGAGCCCACAGAAGCAGAGGCACUCUCAGAGAUGAGAGAUGAUUCCCUCCCUGCCGAACUGGCCUGCAUCCCCUCCCAACGAGCUCUGGGACCCCCGACUUCAAUCCCCCCUCUGCCUCCGAGCUGUGUAACGGUGGACUCUGAGUGUGAGGAGGCAUUUGCUGCCAGCCCGUUGGGAAAUGCCUGUGUUGAGGAGCAAGAAAGCUCCACAAAACUGUCCCUGACUUCAGACUCUAAGAAGGGGGACCCACUGCCCUUGGAGCCUGAAAGUUCAGGAGGAGAGCCUCAGCCUCCAGAGAGCCAGAAAGGGGAAGGUGCCGCUGGUUCCACUGGCCCCUCCGAGGCGCUGUCAAGCACAGAGGCAAGUUCUGCACCUGUAGGAGCAGCACUCGGACCCAGCCACUCUUCUCAGCGUUCCAGUCUUUCUGGAGAUGAAGAGGAUGAACUGUUUAAAGGGGCAACUCUGAAAGUUCCAAAGUUCAAAGCACAGUCUGAGGAGGAGGAGGAUGAAGACGAGGUGAGCAUGAAGGGACGCCCACCCCCAACACCCCUUUUCGAAGAUGACGAUGAUGAUGACAUUGACUGGCUGGGAUGAAGACCAGGAACCUGAUGCAAAGGUUUCUCUGCUGACCCUGCCCCGAGCACGUUUUGCACAGCCAGCCCAGGUCUGGGUGAGCCCCAGGGAGAGGCAAAGGUGCGCGUUCUGAGGACAGGAGCCCAGGUACCUGAGCUAGCCAGCUUCUGAGCCCCCCACCUGGCCAGGGGGAGAGGAGCGCGGGCCUGUCCUCAGAACGCCGGGGUUGGCAGCGGCUGACCCUGGUCCUGCCUCGGAGUCCCAUUUGGAGGAAGGGCUGGCAGUCUCCUCCCCGGUCAUCACCUACGAGAGAGUCCUGCCCUCUUCCGAGCCCUUUCAUCUCCUCCCCAACUCGGACUGCUGUGGGGAGGCCGCCUCCGUCUCCCAGCAUUGGGGCCUGUCACCUGGGGUGAGGCCUCCCUGGUAGAACCGAGAGUGGACUACAUUAUCCAAACCCCCAUUCAGUUAACAGCCUUGCCUGCAGUCCUGGCACAUUACCUUUUCUCUGCCUUAAGUCUUUGAGAUAAAAAAAAUUAAAAUAAAUAUCUAUAAUGAAA
Phyllostomus hastatus (greater spear-nosed bat) is the source of this 4310-nucleotide messenger RNA. RefSeq names its product FKBP prolyl isomerase family member 15 (gene FKBP15). The coding region runs from base 133 to 3774 and encodes 1213 amino acids. Gene Ontology annotation, molecular function: peptidyl-prolyl cis-trans isomerase activity. Lineage: Eukaryota; Metazoa; Chordata; Mammalia; Chiroptera; Phyllostomidae. The transcript has 28 exons. The record is from RefSeq and is a predicted model, not a curated record. Gene Ontology annotation, cellular component: growth cone.